Molecule: messenger RNA, 102 nt
Organism: Lampris incognitus (smalleye Pacific opah)
Lineage: Eukaryota; Metazoa; Chordata; Actinopteri; Lampriformes; Lampridae
Product: C-type lectin domain-containing protein 141-like
Exons: 2
Source: RefSeq, a predicted model, not a curated record
GCUCCAGCAACAACCUCAACUGUACAGGCUACAACCACAACAGGGCCAGUAACAGCUACAACCACAACUCCACAAACAACUACUGUACCAGCAACAACCACA